GUUUUGUUCACUCAUCCAACACAGUCACAGUUCCGACGACAUCCACAGUAUAAUGUCCACUCAUCCUUCUCCAGACCCAUUUCAACCCAUGACUAUGUCGCCAUCUUCUAGUGUGCAACACUCGCCCCCUGUUGAUCUCAGACGUAUGACGUCCAACUCGACGCUGCUUACUCCCCAGAAAGAUUCAACUAGGGAACAUAGACUCUCAACUCAUACUUCUCAGCACCUGAAUACAACAAGGAUGGGCUCUCGCUCACCUUCUUCAAUUCCUUCAUCGCCGACAUCUGCUCAUUCAUCGUCAUCCGCAAUUUUUGAGCGUGAUAUUGAACCUAUGCACCCUCCUUCUCCUCCUUCUCACCCGAAUCCCCAUCGCAUUGCGCGUGCAAAAGGCACUGAACAACUCGAGCACAGCGUACCUUCUGUGCUCGAUAGUGCUGCUUCAAUUCUCGCAGCCUCCUCUCCCAUGGAGGAAGAUCACAUUUCUGUCGUCAGUCCUUCGCGAGAUCGUGAUCGCCUCACUACCAGCGGUUUCGCUAGCCCAAUCGGUAGCUUGAGGAGCAGAAGCCCAAGUCCAUCAGGAAGGACGAGCUUGUUGCUGAGCAUUCCAUCUCAGCAGGGGCCCAUUACCCCCCUUAAUAUUACGCCGGGUGUGGGAGCGGGCAGUCCGCAGCGGUUGAGCAUCCAGACGAGCCCACUCGCUUUUCCCUCAAAACAGGGUACAAGUGGCAAGGCGUCUGCCGCACCUUCUAUCAGCACGCCUGCAUCUGUAUAUUACUCCACGCUCUCAUCAGUCGAACCAUCACCCACGACCACGACUGCGGAGCAUCCUUCCUCUGCACUUCCCCCUAUCGCCAUAUCAACACUCUCGCCUUCAUCAACAUACACAUCUUCACCUUACAUACGUCCCAUCACCAUCUCCCACCCUCCGUCUCCAACGCACGGACCCACUAAGCGUCUCUCGUUCAUGAGUUAUGCCGAUCUGCUCGCAUCAACACCGGCAUCAAUGGUUCCGUUGUCAUCAUUCACUACCUGCGCAACUCCUGAGCCGCCACCUCACAUUCCUGGUGUGGAAGGUUACGCCCUCAACCAACAUGAUGCUGCGAGUCUUAGUGGUCGUGAGCGUGACAGCAUCGCCAUGCUCGAUGAUAUCGGUGGUGAAUGGCAGCGCGAGGGUCUUGGACGAGGCCUCGAAGAGAGAUUAGAGGCCUUGAUGAUCGUCCCUAGUAAAGCAUAAAUCUAAAUCUCGAGGCGCUGAAGUCAAACAGUCCCGCGUUUUUGACUCGAGCCCGACAUGAAACUAAUGAUAUCUUACGAUUUCACGCUGUACUAAUCUGUCGUUCGUUCUAUGCAUAUCUUUCGCUAUUCCUAUUCUUAUUCCCGCCCUCGAUACCGGCUACCUACUACUUCCUUGUUUUCCACGACAUCAAGUCAACAAAAAUAUCUAUGUAUGAUCGUCUUAUUUUGUUACUUAUGAUAUGAUCGAUUUUUCGCGUUUAGGUACUAGGGGAUACUUUUACUCUUGUGAAGAUUUCCCUUGAAGUUGAUGUUUAGUUUCGGGUAUUCGUAAACUAAUACGAUACAAUAGUUGAGAUAGUUGUUGUCAAUUUUAGUGUGGUUUAGAUGGCAUGCCUUUGAUCAAGCCAAGCAAGCAUAAUAUUAUGCACAAGGACACGUCUCGUCUAAUUGAGAGAAUAUGUGGU
This is a messenger RNA of Suillus plorans, 1700 nucleotides long. RefSeq lists its product as uncharacterized. The record is from RefSeq and is a predicted model, not a curated record. The transcript has 3 exons. NCBI's taxonomy places the organism in Eukaryota, Fungi, Basidiomycota, Agaricomycetes, Boletales, Suillaceae. The coding region runs from base 53 to 1234 and encodes 393 amino acids.